Myotis brandtii (Brandt's bat) is the source of this 2309-nucleotide messenger RNA. It is a transcript of the gene TADA1, whose product is annotated as transcriptional adaptor 1. The record is from RefSeq and is a predicted model, not a curated record. The transcript is spliced from 8 exons. Gene Ontology annotation, biological process: regulation of transcription by RNA polymerase II. The coding region runs from base 1 to 1020 and encodes 339 amino acids. Gene Ontology annotation, cellular component: SAGA complex. Gene Ontology annotation, molecular function: transcription coactivator activity. NCBI's taxonomy places the organism in Eukaryota, Metazoa, Chordata, Mammalia, Chiroptera, Vespertilionidae.
AUGUAUUUCCCACCGUCUGGAGGCUGGAAGUCCGACAUCAAGGGUCAGCAGGGCCGGUUUCUUCUGAGGCCUCUCCCCUGGGCUCGAUACUGGGCCAACCUGAAGCUGUGGUUCAAGCAGAAGAUCAGCAAAGAGGAGUUUGACCUGGAAGCUCAUAGACUUCUCACACAGGAUAAUGUGCACUCUCACAACGAGUUCCUCCUGGCCAUUCUCACUCGGUGCCAGAUUUUGGUGUCUACCCCAGAGGGUGCCGGCUCCUUGCCCUGGACAGGCGGCUCCGCAGCCAAGCCCGGGAAGCCGAAGGGAAGGAAGAAGAUGUCUUCUGUGCGCCAGAAAUUUGAUCACAGAUUCCAGCCUCAGAACCCCCUCUCGGGAGCCCAGCAGUUUGUGGCAAAGGAUCCCCAAGAUGACGAUGACUUGAAACUGUGCUCCCACACAAUGAUGCUGCCCACGCGGGGUCAGCUGGAGGGGCGGAUGAUCGUGACGGCGUACGAGCACGGCUUGGACAACGUCACCGAGGAGGCCGUGUCGGCUGUGGUCUACGCCGUGGAGAAUCAUCUUAAGGACAUAUUGGCAUCGGUUGUAUCAAGAAGGAAAGCAUAUCGGUUGCGAGAUGGUCACUUUAAAUACGCGUUUGGUAGUAACGUGACCCCACAGCCGUACCUGAAGAACAGCAUCAUGGUGUACAACAGCUUAAUAGAAAGCCCUCCAGCCCUUCCUGCCCCCUGUGUCAGCCAGAACGCAGCUGCCCACCUGCACCCCGACGAUGCGGAGCAGCAGGCCGCACUCCUGCUGGCGUGCUCCGGGGACACCCUCCCCGCACCCCUGCCUCCCGUGAACAUGCAUGACCUUUUUGAAGCUCUGCAGGUGCACAGAGAAGUCAUUCCCUCGCACACUGUGUACGCGCUCAACAUCGAGAGGGUCAUCACGAAGCUCUGGCAUCCCACCCACGAGGAGCUGCGGCAGGACCAGGUGCACAGGCAGCGCCUGGCCGCCAAGGAGGGGCUUCUGCUCUACUGAGUCGUCCCCUGCUCUGCCGAGUCACGCCACAAACAUACUGAUUACUGAGCAUUGAAUGUCUCGGGUCCACACUUCAAGACUGGAGUGGACGGUGUAAAUAUAACCUUUCCUAUGGAAAUGUGACAUUGAGUACAUUUUGUGUUGCUACUGUGAAGCCAUUAGUAGAAAUCUGACUUCGCGAGGGACCCAUAUCUGUGUGUGGACGUGUCCCCGUAGGGUGGGCUCUGAAAGUUGCCUGCGUGGGAAUGGCCAGGCCCUGAGGUGCCGGGUCCUCUGGUCUGCGUGUCAGGUAGGUGACCUCCUAGAACAAGGACGCUGUUAGAACUCUGCCCCCGUGACCUGCAGGACACCCGUGUGUUCAGUGGCAUCCUCUGCUCAGUGUCCGGCAGGCCCAAGUUUCCGCCUGCCUCCUGAGAGAAGCACGCUCUUGGAAUUCGGUUGCAGUAACCUACAGUGUUAACAGUCAGACGCCUCCCUCAGUGACCAGUCUGAUUGUCAGCAGAUGUUAUCUGGCAGCACCUACAAAUCAAUACCACUCCGAGACAGUAUGGCUCAGGCAGCCUGUGCUACUGGACAAACGCCACAGCAGACUCUUAGAAUGAAUUCGUUAACCUCAUGAAAUGUCUCCUCGUGACUCAAGUUCUUCAUUUAGUUCAUAUUCCCGGAUGCUGACUGGCAGGCUCACCUAUUCAUCGUUCCCAUAGGAUGUUUACAGUUUAUGUGAACAUGUUGCAUUGUAAUUGUAAUUCCCCAAUUCCUGUGUCUAUCCUUUCAAACGAUAAAGUGAAAGUAAUUUACACUUGGCAGUGUUACUGACACCCAGGGUUUUGUUUUUUUUUUUUAGAGAGAUAUUGCUUUUUACUCAAGAGAAAGUGCUGGUGGAUAUGCAGUUGACUCCUGAACGGUGUGGGUGUUAGGGGCGCCAACCCCAAGGCAUCAGAUAUGCACUUACAACUUGUGACUUCCCAAAACUAAGCUACCCCUCACUAUCCAUGGGGGAUUGGUUCCCGGACCCCCCACUGAUGCCAGAAUCCUCGGAUGCUCAGGUCCCCGAUACCACAUGGUGUAGAGCAAUGUAGACUCCCAACCGCAAUCUUUAGUCCAGGUGUUCAUUGAAGAAAAUUCAUGUAUAUGUGGCCCCACAGUUCAAACCUGUGUUGUUCAGGGUCGGCUGCAUUAGAAUGAGUUCUGUGGUUUAGUAACAUGUAUAAAUAUGUACAAAUGGGAAGCUGGCUCUGUGUGCUGGAUUUUGUACCUUAACUGUGACAAAUAAACCUUUUGGGAGAAAA